This is a messenger RNA of Choloepus didactylus (southern two-toed sloth), 5034 nucleotides long. RefSeq names its product transmembrane 131 like (gene TMEM131L). The transcript is spliced from 35 exons. The coding region runs from base 66 to 4898 and encodes 1610 amino acids. Gene Ontology annotation, cellular component: membrane. The record is from RefSeq and is a predicted model, not a curated record. NCBI's taxonomy places the organism in Eukaryota, Metazoa, Chordata, Mammalia, Pilosa, Megalonychidae.
GAGGAAGCCCGGGCGCCAGAGAGCGGCGAGCGCAGCGAGCACCCGAGAGGAGCGCAAGCACCAGCAUGGCGGGGCUCCGACGCCCGCAGCCCGGCUGCUACUGCCGCACCGCCGCGGCCAUGAACCUUCUUCUAGGCGUCUUCCAGGUCCUUCUGCCCUGCUGUCGCCCGGGAGGGGCUCAGGGACAAGCGAUUGAACCCUUGCCGAACGUGGUGGAGCUGUGGCAGGCAGAAGAAGGGGAACUUCUGCUGCCCACUCAGGGUGAUUCCGAAGAGGAUGUGGAGGAGCAUUCUCAAGAACAGAGCUUCUCAGACAAGCUAUUUAGUGGAAAGGGCUUACAUUUUCAGCCAUCGGUUCUAGAUUUUGGAAUGCAGUUCCUUGGACAUCCUGCAGCAAAGAUUCUGUAUGCAUACAACCCUAGUAGGGAUAGUGAGGUUGUGGUGAAUUCAGUGUUUACAGCUGCUAGACAUUUUCAUGUGCCUCCUGUUCAUUGCAGGAUAAUUCCAGCAAUGGGAAAAACUUCCUUUAGAAUUAUUUUCUUGCCUACUGAAGAAGGAAGCAUUGAAAGUUCUUUAUUUAUUAAUACAUCCUCAUAUGGAGUCCUUUCCUAUCAUGUAUCUGGAAUUGGUACUCGCAAAAUCUCUACAGAAAGGUCUGCAAAACAGCUUCCAAAUACUUAUUUCCUGCUUCCACAGAUCCAUAGUAUUCAGCUUUCACAAACACAGGCAGGAACCACUAAUACUAGCCUCUUGCAGGUGCAACUGGAAUGUAGUUUACAUAAUAAAGUGUGCCACCAAUUAAAGAGUUGUUAUCUGGAAUCUGAUGAUGUUUUACGGCUACAAAUGAGCAUAAUUAUAACAAUGUUAAACUCCUCAAAAGAAUUUCAAGAGAACACACAAGAUUUGUUAGAUCAUCUCUCUGUUGUUUAUGUAGCUACAGAUAAAUCGGAGACUUCAGAUGAUUCUGCAGUAAAUAUGUAUAUAUUACAUUCAGGAAACAACCUUAUAUGGAUACAGGAUGUACAUCAUUUCUCACAGACAGAUGCUCUGUCUCUGCAGUUUGAACCAGUAUUCCUCCCUACUUCUACAACAAACUUUACAAAAAUUGCCUCUCUCACUUGCAAAGCUACGUCAUGUGGCAGUGGAAUUAUUUAUGCAGAAGAUGUGAAGAAAAUAAAAAACACUCCAACACUAAAAGCAUGCCUCUUCUCUCCUGUGGGUCAAGGGUAUUUUAGAAUGGACUCUUCCACAACCCAGUUUCACAUAGAGACCCACGAGAACACAUCGGGAGUUUGGUCAAUGUGGUAUCUCAAUCAUUUUGACCAUAGUAUUGUAUUAAAGGAUGUGUUUGUUUCCAAGGAGACCAAGCACAUUUUAAAGAUUCUGAAUUUCACUGGCCCUUUAUUUCUACCUCCAGGCUGUUGGAAUAUAUUUUCUUUGAAACUUGCUGUUAAAGACAUUGCCAUAAAUAUAUUCACCAAUGUAUUUUUGACUACAAACAUAGGUGCCAUUUUUACAAUACCUCUACAGAUUUACUCAGCACCAACCAAGGAAGGGAGUCUGGGUUUUGAAGUGAUAGCACAUUGUGGCAUGCAUUAUUUCAUGGGAAAAUCAAAAGCAGAAAUUCCUAAUUGGCAAGGGAGCCUUUCUCUGGAUCGGUCUACCUGGGAUGUAGAUUCCGAACUUGCAAAUAAAUUGUAUGAAAGAUGGAAGAAAUUAAAAAAUGGUGACGUCUGCAGGAGGAAUGUUUUAGGAAUGACUCGGUUUUCCCACUUGAAGAAAUCCAAGGAGUCAGAAUCUUUUGUUUCCUUUUUGCCUCGUUUAAUCGCAGAGCCUGGCCUUGUGUUAAACUUCAGUGCAACUGCCCUUAGGAAGAGCGUGGUGAAGUACUUUAUGGUGAAGAACCCUUCUUCUUUGCCAGUCUCCUUGCAGCUCCUGCCUGUCUCCUUAUAUCCUAAACCUGAAGCUGCAGUGCGCCUGCUCCACAAAUGGUUUGGUGCUGAUAUGCAGAUGAUUAAUUUUACCACUGGUGAAUUUCAGCUCACCAAAGCUUGCCCUUACCAGGGUAUGCAUUCUGAAGAAUCCAGGUUUGGCAUCCUCCACUUACAUUUGCAGCCUUUAGAAAUGAAAAGGGUUGGUGUAGUUUUCACACCAACUGACUUUGGAAAAGUAGCCUCACUUAUACUAAUCAGGAAUAACUUGACUGUUAUCGACAUGCUUGGUGUGGAAGGAUUUGGAGCAAGAGAGUUACUGAAAGUGGGUGGACGACUUCCUGGCACGGGAGGGUCGCUGCGAUUUAAGGUGCCCGAGUCCACUCUGAUGGACUGUCAUCGACAACUGAAAGACAGCAAGCAAAUUUUAUCUAUCACAAAGAACUUUAAAGUUGAGAAUAUCGGACCUCUUCCUAUAACUGUGUCAUCUCUGAAAAUUAAUGGGUAUAAUUGCCAAGGUUAUGGAUUUGAAGUGCUGGAUUGUCAUCAGUUUUCCCUGGAUCCAAACACAUCCCGUGAUAUCAGUAUUGUGUUUACUCCAGACUUCACCUCUUCCUGGGUCAUCCGUGAACUGACGUUUGUAACUGCAGCAGACCUAGAAUUUCACUUCACUCUCAAUGUGACCCUCCCUCAUCACCUGUUGCCCUUAUGUGCUGACGUGGUUCCAGGACCCAGCUGGGAGGAGUCAUUUUGGAGGCUCACUGUUUUCUUUGUCAGUUUGUCCCUGUUGGGUGUGAUAUUAAUAGCCUUCCAACAAGCCCAAUACAUUCUUAUGGAAUUCAUGAAAACCAGACAAAGGCAAAAUUCUAGCUCUUCUUCACAGCAAAACAACAGUCCAAUGGAUGUAAUCAGCUCCCAUUCUCACAAAAGCAAUUGCAAGAACUUUCUCGAAGCCUAUGGCUCCUCUGAUAAAGGCAGGGGGAAAAGCUGCCUUCCGAUAAACACUCCCCAAAGCAGGAUCCAGAAUGCUACAAAGAGGAGCCCAGCAACCUAUGGCCAUUCUCAGAAGAAGCAUAAGUGCUCAGUAUAUUACAGUAAACACAAAACCAGCACAUCUGUCACCAGCACUGCCAACACUACUACUGAGGAUAAACAGACUUCAACUCUGGGCUCCCCGUCUGCUCUUAAAGGGGAUGUUUGCACUGAAGUUGUGGGUGAGAACUGGAUAAACCUCAAAUAUGCAAGUGGCAUAAGUGUCAACCUGCAAAAGAAUUUAACCCUUCCCAAAAACUUAUUGAAUAAAGAAGAAAACACACUGAAAAACACAAUUGUUGUCAAUAAUACUUCUUUAGAAUGUAAUAUGAAAGAAGGAAUACAGACAUACAUGUUUCCUAAGGAAACGGAUAUUAAAACUUCAGAAAAUGUAGCUGAGCUCAAGGAGCGAGAGUUCAGUCCUCUGAAGACCUCUAAGAAACUACCUGAAAAUCAUUUGUCGAGAAAUUCACCUCAGUACCAGUCAGAUUUGCCAGAAAUUUCCAGGAAAAAUAAUGGGAAUAACCAGCAAGUGCCUGUCAAGAAUGAAGUAGACAAUAGUGAAACUUUGAAAAAGCAAGUUGACAUAAAAUCUUCCUCAGAGAAGAAGAUUCACAAAGCAUCUAAAGAAGACACAUGUUCUGAGAAACAGGACAUAUCUUCAGUUGAGCGAGAAGAUCCUUAUAGGAAGAAGAAGCUUCAGGAGAAAAAGGAAGGAAAUUUACAAAAUUUAAAUUGGAAUAAAAAUCGAACGUAUAGAAAAAACAAGAAAAGGAGUGUUACUCAAGUCUUGAGACAUUCUGAACAUAGUGAAUUAAAGCUUGUGUGCAAUGAAUUUGAAAGGGCUGAGCCAAGUGGUGACAUUGAUCUAAGAAACUGGUGUAUACGGGAAAAUACUGGGGAGAUUUGUAAAACAAAUGCUGAAAUUGGAAGCUUACCUGCUGCACAGGGAGAAACAGGUACUUACUACCAAAAGCCUGAGAAGAAGUGUGUGGAAAAGUUCUGCUCAGACUCUAGCUCCGACUGCGGAAGCUCCUUGGGAAGUGUGCGUGCCAGCCGGGGCAGCUGGGGUAGCUGGAGUAGCACCAGCAGCUCUGAUGGGGACAAGAAAGCUGUGGUGGACCCUCAGCAUUUCCUCCCAGCCGGAGACAAGGUUUCACAAAAUGACUUUCCUUCUGAAACUCCCAUCUCCUCGAAUCUUUCUCAUAACAUCUGCAAUCCCACAGAUGUGAAUAACCUCCCACAAGAUGCAGGAACCCCCUGUCGCAGUCUUCCUGAUGUACCUGCAGGUAUUGAUGAAGAUAAAGGUCUUUACCCACCUGGAGACCUGUGGCCCACCCAGCCAGUGUGUCUGACAAGCAGCCUAAACUGCAGUCUCGAGAACGGCGUGCCUUGUGUGAUGCAGGAGGCUCCCUUGGUUCACAAUAGUGGUUUCGUUGAUUGGGGCACAACUUGCGAAGGCCAGUUUCCCAGCGUGUACUGUCCAUUGGAAUUGAACGAUUACAAUGCCUUUCCCGAAGAAAACAUGAAUUACCCCAAUGGCUUCCCCUGUCCUGCCGACAUUCAGACAGACUUCAUUGAUCACAACCCCCAACCUACCUGGAAUGCCCCACACAACAUGCCUACUGCGUGGGAACAUGCCAAUUUCAUCAGCUCCUCGCCCUACCUCACAAGCACCCGAAGCUUGUCUCCAAUGUCUGGACUUUUUGGUUCCAUCUGGGCCCCACAAAGCGACGUGUAUGAAAAUUGCUGCCCCAUCAGUCCCGCCAUGGAGCAUUCGACUCACAUGGAAAACCAGGCAGUCAUGUGCAAGGAAUAUUACCCAGGGUUCAACCCGUUUCGUGCCUAUAUGAAUCUGGACAUAUGGACUACCACAGCAAAUAGGAAUGCAAAUUUCCCACUGUCUAGAGACUCGAGUUACUGUGGGAAUGUGUGAACGGAAUUUGAGUUUUAAACAAUGUGAAUAAAGAUGCUUGUGUUUUGAUUACUAGUGUAAACUGGCUGUUGAGAUAGGUUAUGACAUUGGUGGAUAUUUUGGCACUUUUAUAUGAAAAUAAAUUUUUUUAAUGAAA